Saccostrea echinata is the source of this 1044-nucleotide messenger RNA. Its product is annotated as T-box transcription factor TBX6-like. Lineage: Eukaryota; Metazoa; Mollusca; Bivalvia; Ostreida; Ostreidae. Bases 1 to 1044 code for a protein of 347 amino acids. Gene Ontology annotation, cellular component: nucleus. Gene Ontology annotation, molecular function: DNA-binding transcription factor activity, RNA polymerase II-specific; RNA polymerase II cis-regulatory region sequence-specific DNA binding. The transcript is spliced from 5 exons. The record is from RefSeq and is a predicted model, not a curated record. Gene Ontology annotation, biological process: regulation of transcription by RNA polymerase II; cell fate specification; positive regulation of DNA-templated transcription.
AUGGAGGGAGAGAAAAGUUACCCCAAAGGUACGGAGGAACAAAACAAACAGCUAUCUUUGAAUAAGGGCGAAAAGAAAAGUUCAAAUAAAAGAGUUUCAUCGAAUACAUCCUCCUCCUCUGCGUCAUCUAACGAGUCAUCGUCAUCAGAAAUGGAGUUCCAAUCUUCUAACAUGGAUAUAUGUCAACUUUAUCCAAUUUCCAGUAGCUCUUCUGGUUAUUCCGACAGACAGAGUUCUUCGUCGGACACUGGAAAGUCCCGAGACGACAUUACUGAUGAAAAAGACAACUGUAUUCCACUAAUCAAUGGACCCAUUACGAUGUCGAUGACCGAAGCAAAACUAUGGUACAAGUUUUUGAAAGUGGGGACGGAAAUGAUUAUCAACAGAACUGGAAGGAGGAUGUUUCCAUACGUCGAAUUUUCUUUGAGAGGUGUAGAUCCUGUUGGAUUAUAUGAUGUCAUUUUUGACAUCAUACCCGCUAGCAACAAAAGCUUCAAGUUCCUUAGCAACAAAUGGAUUCCGAUUGGGAAGAAGGAAGAAGAAUUUAAGAAUUAUCCAUUCAAACACCCAGACUCUCCUCGAAUUGGAUCGGAGUGGAUGACUCGAAAGAUUUCCUUUGAAAAAGUAAAAUUGUCGAACAAACCAGGCACAAAGGCUGGAAUCUUUACGCUACACACAUUUCAAAAAUACCUGGUGCGUAUUUCCAUCGUCAGACAUGAAAGAGAUGAUGAGGUCUCUGUUGUCGAGUUUCCUAUUCGGGCCACAACUUUCAUAGCAGUCACCGCCUACAACAAUAGAGAAGUGACCAAGCUUAAGAUUAAUAGUAACCCCUAUUCGAAGGGAUUUCGUUUUCCUGUGAAAAGACUGAAAAAUCACGCCUUUGAACAUUUGGAUGCUAAAGAACUAAGAAUGGUGACACUUGAGGAUUCAAUGAAAAGCUCAGUGUAUAAUCACCUAGGAAAGGAGAUUCCGGCUUUUCCACAAUUUCCAUUAGAUUUAUCCAUCAACAAAGACAAUCACAAAGCAAGUGAGUCAAAAACUUAA